UAAAUUGAGAUAAGAAGAAGAAGAAGAAGAAAUGCAGGUUGUGCACUAUGGUUGUGAAGCCCUUCCUUGUUAGUAAACAGAGUGAGGAAACAUGGAUGUAAUCCAAACAUCAUACUUCACUGUGGUGGAUAAAAAGAGCCAGACCAGAUUCAUCUGCUGCGCGAGGAGGAAGAAUGGAGUAUUGAAUGUUUGUUUGACGGAUGCUGCAGAUGUUUGGAGCUCCGAGUUCACCACAGACACACUGGACCAAUUAAGACACAAGUUUGCCCUCAAAUCUACAGAUGAUAUCCUCCUAAACCUCAGAGUUGCCUGUAGUCGUGGUAAAGUGUCUGUUGUGAUUCAUGACUCGAGUGCAGAUCUCUGCGUGGGUUCUGGUCCAGGUGACCUCAGUGUGACCUUGAACAGUCUGGAGGGUCCUCAGGCCAGGGAGGAGCUGAAGGAGCUGCUGUUCAGGAUGGCCGAUAGCCUCACGCAGACGGACAGUGAGUGUGUGUCCCCAUCCAUCAGUCCAGUGAAAGCCCCCCAGAGGAGGCCCACAGACUUCGAGCCUCGGCAGCAGAACGGAGCUCCAUCAGUGACGCUGAAGAAACGACUUCCAGGAGCUUCACUCAUCAACCCAGGAGCUAAAAAGAAGCUGCGAGCGACCGGCGUGGCCUUCGAUGAUGUAGAUGAAGACUGACUCUUCAGACAAUCCUCACAUCACUGCUGCUAAACCAACAAGGGAUGUAUUUUCAUCUACCAACAUGUGAUUAUGAAAUUUAGCAUUUUUUCAAACAGGCUGUAUGAUAUAAAAACUUUUAUUCCUAGAUAUCUGUCACGAUGAAACCCUGAAAACUGAUUUUAAAUGUAUUUUAGUAGGAUUGGGAUGAAGCUAUUACUCUUUAUUUUUCUCUCUUGGUUAAUAACAUUAAUACAUGUUAUUUAAAGGCGCCUCUCAGGGCAGAGUCUAAAUAAGAACAAUAUAAAAAUGAGGUGUACUUUUUACGUGUUUAUGAAAUGAUAAAGCUGGAUAAAUGAGCAUCUGUUAUUGCAUUUUAAAUUAACUUAAUGUUGUUUUACUACUUUUACUACUUCAAGCUACUUUGUUGCUUGUUCCUAAUUCCACCACCUAUUAGUGGAGGAACAUCUUGAAGGGCCUAUUACUGUCCUAAUAUCUGUUUGACUUGCUAAUGAAGGUUUGGUGCCAAAGAGUGAUGAAGAUUCUUUUAAAGGUGCACAUGGAAAUAAAGGCGUUUUAAAGAAUGA
Messenger RNA from Notolabrus celidotus (New Zealand spotty), 1245 nucleotides. It is a transcript of the gene paxx, whose product is annotated as PAXX non-homologous end joining factor. Gene Ontology annotation, cellular component: nucleus; nonhomologous end joining complex; site of double-strand break. The record is from RefSeq and is a predicted model, not a curated record. Gene Ontology annotation, molecular function: molecular adaptor activity. Bases 92 to 679 code for a protein of 195 amino acids. Gene Ontology annotation, biological process: double-strand break repair via nonhomologous end joining. The transcript is spliced from 7 exons. Lineage: Eukaryota; Metazoa; Chordata; Actinopteri; Labriformes; Labridae.